This is a messenger RNA of Capronia epimyces CBS 606.96, 1350 nucleotides long. RefSeq lists its product as uncharacterized. Gene Ontology annotation, molecular function: dioxygenase activity. The transcript has a single exon. The coding region runs from base 1 to 1350 and encodes 449 amino acids. The record is from RefSeq and is a predicted model, not a curated record. Lineage: Eukaryota; Fungi; Ascomycota; Eurotiomycetes; Chaetothyriales; Herpotrichiellaceae.
AUGGCGACCUCGACAAUGAGUCCUCAGCCGGUGCCCGACCCUCUAUCGAUGCACGCUGCCAGCGGCGCCUCUUCCUCCUCUGUUCCUCCCCCACCAACAGCGCCGGGCGGGACCCCAAGCAUUCUCGAAGAAGUGGCAGCCGCGCAGAGACAUCUGCGCUCCCGUCUCGCCGGGGCGCUGACCAAGCCACCGCCCGGAGUGGCCGUGGCCGCGCUGCCGUCGGUGCCGCUGAUCGACAUCGGGCCCUCAUUCGACGGGACUCUCGAAUCGCGCAAGCAGGUGGCGUCGCAGAUCCGCGAGGCGUGCCUGACGACGGGGUUUUUCCAAAUCAGCAACCACGGCGUCAGCGCGGCCGCCAUGGCCGGGGUGCUGAAGCAGGCGGAGCGGUUUUUCCACGAGCUGUCGGAGCCGAAAAAGCAGGCCAUGCACAUCAAGCACUCGGCCCUGUUCCGCGGCUACGAGCCGCACGACUACACCUAUGUCAAUCCCGACGACAUGGCCGGGGCGGCACCGCAGCAGGAGACGAAAGAGGGCUUUAACUGGGGCUACGAGGAGGCGUUGGACCCGACCGGCGGAGACGGCGCGUAUGUCGAGCUGGACGGGUCCCGGCCCAGCGCCGCGGGCGCCACGGCCACCACCACCGCCAACGGCAAUGUGUGGCCCGCCGAAGAGGAUCUGCCGGGCUUCCAUGCCGCGAUUGCUACCUACUAUGGACAAGUGUUGCAGUUGGCGCGGCACCUGUUCCGGCUGUUUGCGCUGUCGCUGGGACUGGACGAGACGUAUUUCGACGGCCUGAUGACCCAUCCCGGCGGCAUCGCGCGGCUGCUUUACUACGCCGCCCAGCCGGCGGUGGAGGUGGAGGUGGAGGUGGAGGAUGAGAGCAAGAAGGGCGCGGACGAGGGCGAAGGCGACACCGAUGGUCAUGAAGAAGCGGCCAAGCUCGGCCUCGGCGCCCACACCGACUACGAAUGCUUCACGCUGCUCCUGUCAUCCACCAACCCGGGCCUGGAGAUCCUGUUCCCGCCGUCCGCCGUGUCGGACAACAAGCCCAUCUGGCGCCCUUGCCCCGUGCGCCCGGGCACGCUGACCGUGAACGUGGCGGACUUCCUGAUGCGCUGGACUAACGGCUUGUACAAGUCGACCAUCCACCGGGUGAUGAGCAAGCCCGGCGCCGGGGAGCGGUAUUCGGUGCCGUUCUUCUUCAGUAUCAAUUACGACGGCGAGGUGGCCCCGCUGCCGGAGCGCUCGGUGGGCGAAAGUCUCUUUGUGCCGUUGAAGGCUGGAGAGUAUAUCCUAGAGAGGCUGAAAGCGACGAAGCUGUUGGAGGAGAGAGAAAAAGAGAAGCCAUAG